Messenger RNA from Cricetulus griseus (Chinese hamster), 2678 nucleotides. The record is from RefSeq and is a predicted model, not a curated record. Lineage: Eukaryota; Metazoa; Chordata; Mammalia; Rodentia; Cricetidae.
CAGAGCCUUUUGAAUGGCUUGAUGUGUUCCAAGCCUGAAGACCCCAUAGAGUACUUGGAAACUUGUUUACAGAAAGUCAAGGACCUAGGAGGCUGUGAGAAGGUGAAAUGGGACACAUUCGUCGGCCAGGAAAAGAAGACGCUACCGCCGCUGAACGGAAGCCAAUCUCGGAGAUCCUUCCUCAGAAACGUAAUGCCUGAAAAUUCAAAUUUUCCUUAUCGACGGUAUGACCGGCUUCCCCCCAUCCAUCAGUUCUCCAUAGAGAGUGACACGGACCUGUCUGAGACAGCAGAGCUGAUAGAGGAAUACGAGGUUUUUGACCCGACUAGACCGCGCCCCAAAAUCAUUCUCGUCAUAGGUGGUCCAGGAAGUGGAAAGGGUACCCAGAGCUUGAAAAUUGCAGAGCGGUAUGGAUUCCAGUACAUUUCAGUGGGAGAACUAUUGAGGAAGAAAAUCCACAGUGCCAGCAGCAACAGAAAAUGGAGUCUGAUUGCCAAGAUAAUCACCAACGGGGAGCUGGCACCACAGGAAACGACAAUUACCGAGAUAAAACAAAAAUUGAUGCAAAUACCUGAUGAAGAAGGCAUUGUGAUUGAUGGAUUCCCAAGAGACGUUGCCCAGGCUCUGUCUUUUGAGGACCAGAUCUGCACCCCUGACCUGGUGGUGUUCCUGGCUUGUGCCAACCAAAGGCUCAGAGAGAGACUGGUGAAGCGUGCAGAGCAACAGGGACGGCCGGAUGACAAUCUGAAAGCCACCCAGAGGAGACUAGUAAACUUCAAGCAGAACGCCGCGCCGCUGGUGAAAUACUUCCAGGAGAAAGGACUCAUCAUGACUUUUGAUGCUGACCGAGACGAGGACGCCGUGUUCUAUGACAUCAGCAUGGCGGUCGACAACAAGUUAUUUGCAAACAAAGAGGCUGCAAUGGAUUCAAGUGACCUUGACCCUUCGAUGUUUGAUGCUGGAGAGAUCGUGGAUACAGGAUCAGACUAUGAUGACCAGGGUGAUGAUCAACUAAAUGUGUUUGGAGAGGACACCAUGGGAGGCUUAACGGAGGAUUUGAGGAAACAUAAAAUUAUUUUCCUGAUGGGUGGCCCCGGCUCUGGCAAAGGCACCCAGUGUGAGAAACUGGCAGAAAAAUAUGGAUUCACUCAGCUCUCUACUGGCGAGCUCCUGCGCCAGGAACUGGCCUCCGAGUCAGAAAGAAGCAGACUGAUCCGUGACACCAUGGAGCGUGGAGACCUGGUGCCCUCGGGUGUCAUCCUGGAGCUGCUGAAGGAAGCCAUGGUGGCCAGCCUUGGCAACACCAGGGGCUUCCUGAUUGACGGCUACCCCCGGGAAGUGAAGCAAGGGGAAGAAUUCGGAAGAAAGAUUGGAGACCCACACUUGGUGAUCUGCAUGGACUGUUCGGCAGACACCAUGACCAACCGCCUUCUGCAGAGAAGCCAGAGCAGCCAGCGUGGGGAGGACACUGCCAAGACCAUUGCCAAGCGUCUGGAGGCCUACCACCGAGCAUCCAUUCCUGUCAUUGCCUACUAUGAGACAAAAACCCAGCUACGGAAGGUAAACGCAGAAGGAACCCCAGAUCAAGUGUUUCUUCAGCUCUGCACAGCUAUUGACUCUGUUUUCUGAAGGAGAAAGCGCACAACUGUUCAGGAAAGUAGAAAGAGAGACAUGAAAUUCACCCCUUGCACACAUUUCCCUUGGUCGCCACCAGGCCUAGCAGGCUGUUUCCUUCCCAGCUCAGCCCUCGCGAAUGUCAUCUGGAAACCACGCAUGGUGUCUGUGGGACUGUCCACUGUGUCCUCCUGUAGACAGCUCUCCCCUUUGGUACACUUGUUUUUCUGUCACCAGGCUGUACCCCAGAGCAGCGGCACGGGAAGAGCAGUGUGGGAUGUGUCUGCUAGCUGUGCCCAGGCCCACCUGGAGUCUGAUGCAUCAUACAGAGAGAACAGAACCCUAACUCUCCAGCACAGCUUCCUCCCUGAUGUGGGUCCUUGGCAUGGGGACGAGCUUGGACAUGUCACCCUGUACUGGCUCUGUGGGGACUUUUAGAUGCCCAGAGAUGCUGUCCAGCUUCUCUAAGACAGCAAAACGGCAAUCAGGACUAUCCAUUUGUGGGACUAGCAACAUCGAAUAGUGUCAUAAAGGCUAACACGCCUGAGCAGCUGCAUGAGCCACCCUCCACGUGGUGGUUAUGUCCCAGCAAUUCCACAGAUUAGUGCCAGAGACUGGAAGUAACUUAAAAGCAGAGAGACAGUUGUUACUUCACUGACAGAACCAUCUUGUUCUGACCUGAAGUGUCUACUCCCAGUGCUGGGGCCGGGCUGGGGGCAUGGGUGUUCUGCGGCUCCUGGGUUGUAUCUGUUUCAUGGGCCUGCUCCAUGGGUAAACACGUGCAUCACACCUGUGAAGUGUGCAUCUUUUGUACUGAGUUGUUGAGCUGGAGCCACUCUGUCUUCUGAAAUACCUGCAUCUUACACUCAACCACUAUACAACAAGCAGUUCGGUUUGCAUGAUUAUUUUCCUCAGUUGAGUGUGCAAAUACAGAAUGGUUUCCAGGACAGAACCGUAUUUUUAAAAUCAUCCCCCCCAAACAGUUAUGUACAAAUGAAAUAAAUGGAAGCCAGGAUAACUCUUUCUCUAUUUAUUUGUAACUCACAUCGUUCUGGAAAGCCUUU